Molecule: messenger RNA, 1350 nt
Organism: Xylaria bambusicola
Lineage: Eukaryota; Fungi; Ascomycota; Sordariomycetes; Xylariales; Xylariaceae
Exons: 1
Coding region: 432-1220 (262 amino acids)
Biological process (GO): protein phosphorylation
Molecular function (GO): protein kinase activity; ATP binding
Source: RefSeq, a predicted model, not a curated record
CAUUCAGAGGCACAUCCAUCUUGAAUACGACGCAAGUUCGUCCCGCCCACCGCCCUUAUUACAAUACUAGGGUUGUUUCUUGCGUUGGUUAACUUAUUGUUCGACAUCAUUUGUUUUUUAGCCCUAGGCGGUUCUAGGCUAGCCUUCAACCUACUACACCAACUUAGUACCGGCUUCGUAGCAGAGGCUAGCCAAAAAGCUCACUCUCCCCGAUACAAGUCAUUCGACCACCAAUCAGUGUGCCCUGUGAUGUGCUGUAGAGCAUAUAUUCUCGACCUACCCUGGGCCAUUGUUGUCCGGCACCUUGGCUUCGCAGUAAACCGAAGCUUGCACCACUCUCUAUCUCUCCUUUGCUGCUCCUUGCUGCAUCAUUUCCCUUCGAAGUCUCCCCAAACUCUAUACCCUCCCGAGUCUGAAAUAGCAGAAGAGAGAUGAUUGACGAGGAGUGGAGAUAUUUCGCACCCGGCGGCGCUCUUAUGCCGGGGGGUCCAAGCACAUGGUAUAUUCUCGACUGGGACCAACGACGUAUUAUUGCUGUUACCAUGGACGAGGAACAAGAGAGCGAAGAUGUUGCUAUCAAAUAUCUUCACAGGCAUAUCGAUACUCUCGGACCUGACGUAUACGGCAUCCAUUUAUCACAGGACGGCGAAUUGGUCUCGGUCUCUACCAGUCCCGAAGACGACGAAACGAGAUGCGUAUAUUAUCCUCCGCUACAGACGAUCGAGGACCGGCUCUCCGGCCCCAUCAAAACUGUGCUUCGUUCUGAUCUAAUCGAACUAGACAGACUCUCUCCAAACGUUGACCUAGUUUCGUAUACUUUAUGUGCCAAUCCAACAAACACUAAAGUAAUAUUCAAGUAUUAUUUUCUUAUCCAAUUCCUCCAUAAAUUAUGGCAUGAAGUGAACUUAUGGAUACGCCUCCCCCCGCAUCCAAACAUUGUACCGUUCGAUCGACUUGUCCUAGACGAGCUACAUGGUCAUAUUGUUGGCUUCACAAGUCUUUACAUUUCUGGCGGUACAAUAAGCGAGAAUAAAUCGCGUAUGUUCAAGCUAAAAUGGCUUGAACAACUGAUUUGCGUUAUCGACGAUUUAAACUUCCGGUACGGGAUUGCUCAUCAGGAUGUCGCUGCGCGAAAUCUUCUUGUCAGUCCAAAAACGGACGCUAUCAUGUUGUUCGACUUCAACUAUAGUUGCCGGAUCGGUGGCAUUGGAUACGAUUGAUUGAUUGAUUGAUUAAUUGAUUGUGUUUAACGUUGUAGGGACUAAUCUGCGUUGCAGUUAGUCCAGGCCUCCGUAAGGGCAUUGGAACGUGGUAAGCUGUCUACUACUGUUUUAUGUAUAUAAUGGCUUU